AUGGAGGCGCCGCCGUUGCCGCUCGCUGUGCAGCCAUGGGCGAGCUUGAGGGCUCCACUGCUGCCGCCCACCGACCGGCCGUUACGCUCAACUAGGAUCUCGCCGCCGCCCGCAGCGCCCGAGCACCCGCCGGUCGCGCCCCGGCGAGAUCUCGUCGUGCGCUGCUCUCUAGCACACAUCUGCGAGCCGGCGCCGCCGUAUUCCUCACCGGCGCGUCGUUCUCUAGCACCAAGCUGCGAGGCGGCACCGCCGCAUUCCUCAUCGGCGCGCCGUAGCCGCUGCAUCCCCUCCCCUCCACCGUGUCGCUUCCUCGCACCUCCCCCGAUUCUCGUAGCGGCAACCACGCUGCUGCUCCUCCGCCGGACUGCUGCUACUCCUCCGCCGUGCUGCUUGCUCCUCCGCCACGCUUCGCUCCCACGCCGCCGUGCGCCUCCCGGUCCCUGCCGCCCGGCGAAGACCACGCGCACCUCCUCGCCCCUGCCGCCGGUGACGACCACGCGCACCUCCCCGGCCCCUACCGCCGGCGACGACCACGCGCGCCUCCGGGUGGUCCACACCGAACUCCGCCCGGCGCUUCGCUCCCCGCUCCCCCAAGCACCUCCUGGUCCCUGCAGCCGGCGAUGA
Lolium perenne is the source of this 624-nucleotide messenger RNA. The record is from RefSeq and is a predicted model, not a curated record. NCBI's taxonomy places the organism in Eukaryota, Viridiplantae, Streptophyta, Magnoliopsida, Poales, Poaceae.